This is a messenger RNA of Chlamydomonas reinhardtii, 1384 nucleotides long. RefSeq lists its product as uncharacterized. Gene Ontology annotation, cellular component: eukaryotic translation initiation factor 2 complex. Gene Ontology annotation, biological process: formation of cytoplasmic translation initiation complex; translational initiation; formation of translation preinitiation complex. The transcript has 8 exons. The record is from RefSeq and is a predicted model, not a curated record. Gene Ontology annotation, molecular function: mRNA binding; translation initiation factor binding; translation initiation factor activity. NCBI's taxonomy places the organism in Eukaryota, Viridiplantae, Chlorophyta, Chlorophyceae, Chlamydomonadales, Chlamydomonadaceae. Bases 52 to 882 code for a protein of 276 amino acids.
AGAUAGAACGACCCACGUUCUAGGCACAUUUUUACAAGACCGCAAGUCAAAAUGGCGGACGAGGUCGAGCAAGUUGCUGAGGGCGUGAAGGAGCUUGAAGUGGACGACAACGAUGAGCUGAGCCUGGACCUGGGCAAGAAGAAGAAAAAGAAGAAGAAGGAGCUCGUGCUCGGGGAUCUGGGCGAGGGCGGCGAUGCCCCUGCGGCACCCGCGCCGGCCCCGGAGGCUGACGACGGCAUGGAGAUGUCCCUGGACCUGGACCUGAGCAAGAAGAAGAAGAAAAAGAAGAAGACCCGCCAAGAGGAGGCGGACUUCGAGGAGGGCGAGGAGGCAGGAGCGGGCCCCGCCGAUGACGGUGGCGAGAAGAGCGCGGGGAAGUUCCCCUGGUCGGGCACUGACCGUGACUACGACUACGAGGAGCUGCUGGAGCGCGUGUUCGGCAUCCUGCGCGAGAAGAACCCUGAGCUGACCGGCGAGCGCCGCCGCACGGUGCUCAAGCCGCCGCAGGUGGCGCGCGAAGGCACCAAGAAGACGGUGUUCACCAACUUCAUGGACCUGUGCAAGGCCAUGAACCGCCAGCACGAGCACGUGUCCCAGUACCUGCUGGCGGAGCUGGGUACCUCCGGCAACCUGGACGGCCAGCAGCGGCUGAUCGUCAAGGGCCGCUUCCUGCCCAAGUCCUUCGAGACGGUGCUGCGCCGCUACGUGAACGAGUACGUGCUGUGCCCCGGCUGCAAGAGCGUGGACACGCUCCUAGAUAAAGACAGCGCCACGCGUCUGAUGCACCUGCGCUGCCAACAGUGCGGUGCGUCCAGGACGGUGCAGGCCAUCAAGGCCGGUUUCGUGGCGCGUGUCACCAAGCGUGUGGCGGACGCCAAGUAAAGCGGCGGUGGGCGGCGCUGGGCUGGCAGGAGGAUGUCUGUGUCGUGUUAUGGGGUCGUGAAGCACGCGGCGUGUGUGCAGGGUACUCAAAACAACUAGCAGGUGUGCACAGUCAGGUUGCGGCGUGUUAUGAUACGCAAGGAAAGCGGGAGCCUCUUUGUAUGGGCUCAUGAGGUGGAAGUUGCACUGACAAACGAAGGUUACCAUUAAAUUGGAUUUAACGUUGACGAGGAUGAGGCUGGACGCCAAAUGAUGAGUCGACGGGGACUCGGUAGGUAGGCUUGGGUUUCACAGGGCCCCCAUGCGCCCACACGCAGAAGUGGUCAUGUCGAACGGCAUGCAACAACAUGGUGUUACAUGCUGGUACCGAUAUGUGAGGCAGCUCAGUUGCGCAUUCACGUAAUGACAACAAGAUGCAGCGAUAUCGCCCAAGCAAGGCUCCAAUUUACAAGCGCUUCAGUCGCUGGACACCUCGGCAUCUCCUAGCCACAGUAAUCGCACU